Molecule: messenger RNA, 906 nt
Organism: Acanthamoeba castellanii str. Neff
Lineage: Eukaryota; Discosea; Longamoebia; Acanthamoebidae
Exons: 4
Coding region: 1-906 (301 amino acids)
Molecular function (GO): protein binding
Source: RefSeq, a predicted model, not a curated record
AUGAAUAGCGGAGGCCUCCUCUCACGCAAGCGGGUGCGAGGAGAGCAGCCGGCAGCUGGCCCCUGGCCGGCCGAGGCGUGGCUGGGCGGGCUGGCCGAGCUGACCCUGCUCGCCAGCGACUUUGACCAGCACGUGUGGCCCUGGCUGCUCACUCACCCGGCCGCCACCCGCUCCGACUCCCUGCGCCUCGCCCUCGCGUGCGGGGAGGAGGACGACGAAGCCCGCGCCAACCCGCUUCUGCUCAACGUCUUCGCCGUGCUCGCCCUCGCGGCACAGUUUCGAGGGGAGCCCAAGCGUGCCGAGGAGUACUACCAGCGGGCGCGGGCACACCUGGGGGCGCUCUUCGAUGUCCACGCCAUCGAGGUGGCCGAGGGCCUUCGUGCCCUGGGCCACUACUCCCUCGCCCUGGCGGACUUUGCCCGGUACUCCUACUACUACUCCCUUGCCCUCUCCAUCUGCCGCUCCCUACGCGCCUACAGCUCCGAGAGUUCUCUCAUCUUAACUAGUCCCCCCCUCACGUGGUGGCGGCGUUUUGGUGGUUUGGGGGGGGCAGAUGUGUUCGUGCGUACGCUGUACGGGGGUUUGAUGGAUCCGUCGAUCCCGCAGAGCGAGAAGCUGGUGCUGAUGCAGGAGCUCACGGCCAAGGUGGACCUGCGCGAGUACCGCAUGGAGGAGGACCGCCUCGCCCUCGCCACAGAGAAGUACCGCCACAUCGUGACGAGCCCCGAGGAGGGGGGCCACACUUCCGCCCGCCACCCGCCACACCACCUGCCGGCCCUCCUGCGCGGUAUGGCCUCUGCUUCCUCGUCUUGCCCUGCCCGCGUCGUCGCCCAGCGUGUGUGUCUACGUGUCGUCGACUGGGGUGGGUUGACAUGCCUACUAUUUUUUCUUUUUCUUUCUUCGUAA